Moneuplotes crassus is the source of this 2959-nucleotide messenger RNA. The record is from the annotation of a GenBank genome assembly. NCBI's taxonomy places the organism in Eukaryota, Ciliophora, Spirotrichea, Euplotida, Euplotidae.
UGUAAAAUUAUAAAUGGAAACACAAAUUGUUGAUCCUGAGAAUAGAGAGGAGACUCACGAACAAAAUAGAGAGAAUUGGCCUAGCCAAUAUGAUGAUAGAAUUGAAGAACCUCCACAAGAUGAGCUAGAGGAAGGCCCAAGAGACAUAAAUGAAUCGCAAGUGCAACAUACCCAGAUGGACAUUAUGGAAACUGAAGACAGAGCGGCAGAAGGACUCCCUGCAGAUUUUAACCCAGAUAAUUUUAGUAAUGAGGAUGAAGCCACAGAACAAGCAGAAGUGCCGAUUCCUCAUUUCAGAUUUGAUUUUCAAAGAAUUUUGAUAGAUCCAUCCCCACUAUAUAGAGCCAGGUUCAAAAACAUAUCUGCAAAUAUGAGGAGGCUAAUUGAAAUUUACUCACUCUUGCUGAUUUUCCUCUCAGCAUUAUGAGUUCAAUGAUUAAUCACAAAAAUGUGGAAGUUCCAGUAUCCUCUCUUUAUCUUGAUUUUCUAUUAUUGCUACUGAGUGUUUCGUAAUGUUCAAUUCUAUCGAAGCUCAGAGGAUCCAAAUAGUAAUUUCUCUCAGACCCUUGAACUGCAGUAUGAUCAACAAGGCAACCCCUUUGCUUUAGAAAUUCUCAGUCUCAGACGGAAAAGGAUGGUCAUUAGAUGUAUUAUUGAGGAACUAUUACUCAUUUUUACAUGAGUUUUACUACUAAUGCAUACAUCUGAGAUUCCUAGGAUACCUUUUUAUAUUAUUUGCUUUCCAUUAUUAGCAACCAUCACUAUGAGACUUCUCUGUCAAGCAUGACCUAGAAGCCCCUGAGAAACAGUUAUGCAUCUAUGUAAUGUUUUCAUGUCAAGCACCAGGUUCUUGAUCGCAAUCUUUGUCUUAAUGAAGGAGGAUGAUAUUAUCAAGUGGCAGUGGAGCGGAAUCUUAUGGGCAUAUUGGGUCUCAUUUGCAAUUCUCUGCAUUUUAGCUCUCUUUGCAAUUAUCAUAUUUCUAAAUGCAAUUUUCACAUAUUUCCAAGAUGAGGUAGAUUACCCUGCAAUAAUAGGAGCAUUCUGGAUUCUUUUCUUCAUUGCAGGCUUGCCUGGAUCGACUUGAGUCGUAGUUAUGGGGUUGAAUAAAAUAUAUGAUAAUAAAUCAAUCUCAAACACAAGUUUUAACAUCUUUUUGCAUUUGUUCAUGCCUCCUCUUCUGUAUCUUCUUCUGUCAAUUCUUCUUACUCUGGUAUUUUGGAAGCACUUAAUUUCUUGGUGGGAUUAUUUCAUUUAUGGGCAGGAUCCAAAUAUUGCAAAUCAGGAGAAUGAGGCUAAUAAUGUUGACCAAGAGCGUCCAGUUGAGAUUCGAAGUUAUGACAUCACUGGUUUACUCUUCUUAACUAGGAUUUCUGACACUCUAUUCAAGAGGACUCGUAGAAAGUCAGCUAUUGACCAGGUCCCAACCAAAACAGAGAGUAUCAAUCAAAGGAGAUUUGCUUACUCUGCUAGGAAGAGUGCCAAGAACAGGAUUAACCCAAAAUUUCAAAGGACUAACAAGGAUAAAACUUUGCUUUGCAGUAAAGAUAAGAGCAAGAGACUCCAAAGAGUAGUAUCAAAAGCAGCAAGUGUGGGAGAGUCUAAAGAUUUUAUGAAUUUGGUAAAAAAUUCGAAGGUUAAGAAAAUGUCGACUCAAAUCAACAAAAGAGAAAUCACAGAUCUUGAAGAAGCAAAGGAUGAAAAAGACCUCAAAACAUCUGAAGAUCUUUCAAAACUCUCUUCCUCAAGAAAAGAAUUUUAUAGAAAGCUCAAAAUGGAUGAAAUAAUGAAGCGGAUGAAAAAUCGGAACAAAGAGAUUCUUGAUAACACGUUUGGCUAUAAAGAAGACUCUUCUCAAGAGGCGAAGUCUCCUUCUCCUCCUCGUUAUCUGAAAUCUCUUCAAAAUGAUAGGAAGAAUUCAGAAACAAGUUUUUCAAAUUUAAGGCAAAAUUUUAUUAGCAUAUACGAUUCUGCUUACCGCAGUGAGGAAGAGAAGGCAUCAGAGCCUUAUCUGAGCAAGCAAAAUAGCAAAAUAGACAAUACAAGUUUUGACAAAAAGUGCCUAAUCUGUUACGAGAAAACACCAGAUUCAGUCAUAAUGGAAUGCGGCCAUGGAGGCAUCUGAUACGACUGAUGCUGCCAGAUGCUCAUGGGCUCAGCCAACGACAACAAGUGACAUUUUUGAAGAGAAGAGAUCUUGUGUAUCUUCAAAUUAGACACCAAUGUCAAUGAUAAUAAAUUCAGAGUUAUUUCGGUUGCAGUCACUGAUGAAGCUGAUCUUCAUAAAUGUCUUCUUCUUAUCGAAUCUGACCCCAAGACUCCCAAAUUGGGUUCUGCUUCUUCCAAAUCUCAAAAGGAACAGUUGGAUUCUUCACAUAGAAGUAUUGCAAAGUCUCAAACAUCUGGAUCACAAUUCAAAAUGUCGCCUGAAAUGAGGAAGAUUCCUGAAAACCCAGCUUUCCGAGCUCGAGCAAGAAUGGUGUCUUCUGCCGAUGACAAUGCAGAAGGAACUGAUGAUGGAAAGAUCAUCACAAGAAAUAUCUCAGAUAGAGGUCUAUUCUUAUCAAGCCAGAGAGUAGAUCAUACAGAAAGCUAUAGAGGAGAAGAUAAUAGGAGUGAGAGUGUUAGAAGGUUUACUAUUUCGCAAAGAGGUCAGACUCUUGACCCUAAUGAUUGUGGUAAGGAAGGAAUAGAGGGGUAUCAGAAGUCUAAGCGAUUUCCAGAAAGCGAGUAUACUUUGGAUAAUAGGUUUGGUAUGAAAGCUCAAACUUUUGUUGAGCAUCCUGAGAAUGACCCUGAGCUAAUCAAGAAAUCACAAUUUGUACCUACAGAAGAGAGGAGGGAGAAGGAUGAUUCUUAUGUUCAUUGACAUACUUUAAAAAUACCCAAAGGUCAGUUAGAUGAAGAAGAGUCUAUGCAUCUUAGUGAGUAAAAGAGUUAAAAUUCAAUAUUAAAAUUUCAU